Pisolithus orientalis is the source of this 1066-nucleotide messenger RNA. Its product is annotated as mitochondrial 39-S ribosomal protein L47 (MRP-L47)-domain-containing protein. Gene Ontology annotation, molecular function: structural constituent of ribosome. Lineage: Eukaryota; Fungi; Basidiomycota; Agaricomycetes; Boletales; Pisolithaceae. Gene Ontology annotation, biological process: mitochondrial translation. Bases 70 to 693 code for a protein of 207 amino acids. Gene Ontology annotation, cellular component: mitochondrial large ribosomal subunit; mitochondrial ribosome. The transcript is spliced from 5 exons. The record is from RefSeq and is a predicted model, not a curated record.
AAGAAUUUACAAGCCCAUCCACGUCCACUGCGUCUCCUUCUCAAUUGCCUUGGGAGGAAGGUUUCCACUAUGCUUGCAGCGCGUUCGUUGCGUUUAAUGCGCAUUAUGCCCUUCACUCGAUGCGCGUCGACUGAAGCUGUCACAUCGAGUCAUUCUGCUGCGGGAACUGCACCCGUCGAGGCCCAGGGUAAUGCUACGGCUAAGCAAACGAAACCACCUGGAAGUCGACCGCACUUGGGCGUAGAGGUUGAUCCAAAUCACGGAUUGUGGGCUUUCUUCCGGAAGAAUGUGGAUUCUGAAGGCAAAGUAACUUAUGAGACCGUCGAACCUCGAGAUGCCUACGCCGAGUCGGGGAGGUCAUGGAUUGCAUCGGAGCUUCGCCGUAAAAGCUUCAAAGACCUGCACACGUUGUGGUAUGUACUACUACGGGAACGCAAUAUCCUCGCAACGCAAAAAGAGGAGGCUAGAAGACUCGGAAUUCGCAGCACUGAAUCACUUGCGGCUUCUGUCCGAGACCGCCUGUGCCGAAAGUCGAUGGCCCGUUUGAAGUAUGUUAUCAACGAGCGGCGGGUGGUAUAUGAGAAGAUUCUUGAUACUGGGGAAGGCUCGAAGAAGGAGAUUCCGAAGAAAAUAACAGAUCCGUUUUAUCGAGUGAAGAGUAGACGUAGGGCUUUGCCGCGUGAGGUACGAUGACACUCGUGUGCCCGGCCUCCGAACGGUAUUGUCCUCCUUAUGUACACAUGGAUAUCUCGGCCUAAUUGAAACAGCUCGUUGUCCACCUUGCAAGACUAGCGCUAGCUGGUUUGACUAUGAUAUUUCCUCCGGCUUUGCUCCCAGUCCCUCAUAUCCUGAGAAAUGUGACAGUCUCUAAUAGACGGAUUCUCGUACAACUCUAUCUGUCUUCUUCCGCGUCUAAGUAGAUGCUCGAUUGCAAGAGCGAGAACUUGUCCUGCGUGUGCGGCGGUUUCGUCCGUACCAUUCGUAGUGCGCGUCUGUACAACGCGAGGACUUCCUUCUGAAGCCCUGAUGGAGCCGACAUCGUCGUCUCUUCUAGGAAGUGCCUAAG